Eptesicus fuscus (big brown bat) is the source of this 8455-nucleotide messenger RNA. It is a transcript of the gene ATRN, whose product is annotated as attractin. The transcript is spliced from 29 exons. Gene Ontology annotation, cellular component: Golgi apparatus. Bases 39 to 4286 code for a protein of 1415 amino acids. Lineage: Eukaryota; Metazoa; Chordata; Mammalia; Chiroptera; Vespertilionidae. The record is from RefSeq and is a predicted model, not a curated record. Gene Ontology annotation, molecular function: protein binding.
UGUAUGUGUUCUCGGGGCGCCGUCUCAGCCCCGGGAAGAUGGUGGCGGCGGCGGCGGCGACUGAGGCGAGGCGGAGGAGGCGGACGGCAGCGACGACAGCGCCCGCGGGCAGAAACGGCGGGCGGCCCCGCGACCGGGUCGCCACGGGGGCUGGGGGACCGGGGCUGGGGGCCGGGCUGCGCCUCCCGCGCCUGCUGCUGCUGCUGCUCCCGCCCCUGCUGCUGUCGCCCUGGGCUGCCGAGGCCGCGGCGGCAGCGGCCGUGGUGUCGGGCUCGGUCGCCACCGAGGCCAAGGAGUGUGACCGGCCGUGUGUCAACGGCGGCCGCUGCAACCCUGGCACCGGCCAGUGCAUCUGCCCCGCCGGCUGGGUGGGCGAGCAGUGCCAGCAUUGCGGGGGCCGCUUCAGAUUAACUGGAUCUUCUGGGUUUGUAACAGAUGGACCUGGAAAUUAUAAAUAUAAAACGAAGUGCACAUGGCUCAUUGAAGGACAGCCAAAUAGAAUAAUGAGACUCCGUUUCAAUCAUUUUGCUACAGAGUGUAGUUGGGACCAUUUAUAUGUUUAUGAUGGGGACUCAAUUUAUGCACCACUAAUUGCUGCCUUUAGUGGCCUGAUUGUUCCUGAAAGAGACGGCAACGAGACUGUCCCUGAGGUUGUUGCCACAUCAGGUUAUGCCCUGCUGCAUUUUUUUAGUGAUGCUGCUUAUAAUUUGACUGGAUUUAAUAUCACUUACAAUUUUGACAUGUGUCCGAAUAAUUGCUCAGGCCGAGGAGAAUGUAAGAUCAGCAACAGCAGCAACACUGCUCAGUGUGAAUGUCCUGAAAACUGGAAAGGUGAAGCAUGUGACAUUCCUCACUGUGUAAAUAACUGUGGUUUUCCUCAUCGAGGCAUCUGCAAUUCCAGUGAUGUCAGAGGAUGUUUCUGCUUCUCAGAGUGGCAGGGUCCUGGAUGUUCAAUUCCUGUACCAGCUAACCAGUCAUUUUGGACUCAAGAGGAAUAUUCUAACCCAGGGCUCCCCAGAGCCUCUCACAAAGCUGUGGUCAAUGGACAUACAAUGUGGGUUGUUGGAGGAUAUAUGUUUAACCACUCAGAUUACAGCAUGGUUCUAGCGUAUGACCUUGCUUCUAGGGAGUGGCUUGCGCUGAACCGUUCUGUGAACAAUGUGGUUAUUAGAUAUGGCCAUUCUUUAGCAUUAUACAAGGAUAAAAUUUAUAUGUACGGAGGUAAAAUUGAUUCAACAGGGAAUGUGACCAAUGAGUUGAGAGUGUUUCAUAUUCAUAAUGAAUCAUGGGUGUUGUUGACUCCGGACGCAAAGGAGCAGUAUGCAGUUGUUGGGCACUCAGCACACAUCAUCACGUUGAAAACGGGCCAAGUGGUCAUGCUGGUCUUCUUUGGUCACUGCCCUCUCUAUGGGUACAUAAGCAGUGUACAGGAAUAUGACUUGGAUACGAAUAUGUGGAGUAUAUUACAAACCCAGGGUGCCCUUGUCCAAGGGGGUUAUGGCCAUAGCAGUGUCUAUGACCACAGGACUAGAGCAAUCUAUGUUCAUGGAGGCUACAAGGCUUUCAGCGCCAAUAAAUACCGGCUCGCAGAUGAUCUCUACAGAUACGAUGUGGACACCAAGAUGUGGACCAUUCUUAAGGACAGCCAAUUUUUCCGUUACUUGCACACAGCUGUGAUAGUGAGUGGAACCAUGCUGGUGUUUGGAGGAAAUACACACAAUGACACAUCCAUGAGCCAUGGCGCCAAAUGCUUUUCUUCAGAUUUCAUGGCUUAUGACAUUGCUUGUGACCGCUGGUCAGUGCUUCCCAGACCUGAUCUGCACCAUGAUGUCAACAGAUUUGGCCACUCAGCAGUCCUACACAACAGCACCAUGUAUGUGUUUGGUGGCUUCAAUAGUCUCCUCCUCAGUGACAUCUUGGUAUUUACCUCGGAACGGUGUGAAGCACACCGGAGUGAAGCUGCUUGUCUAGCAGCAGGACCUGGCAUCCAGUGUGUGUGGGACACAGGGUCAUCUCAGUGUAUUUCCUGGGAGUUAGCAACAGAAGCACAAGAAGAAAAGUUAAAAUCAGAAUGUUUUUCCAAAAGAACUCUUGCCCAUGACAGAUGUGACCAACACACGGAUUGUUACAGCUGCACAGCCAACACCAAUGACUGCCACUGGUGCAACAACUAUUGUGUCUCUAAGAACCACAGCUGCGCGGAAGGCCAGAUCUCCAUUUCCAAGUAUGAAAACUGCACCAAGGAUAAUCCCAUGUACUACUGUAACAAGAAGACCAGCUGUAGGAGCUGUGCCCUGGACCAGUACUGCCAGUGGGAUCACCGCAAUCAGGAGUGCUCCUCCCUGCCCGAAACUAUCUGUGGCACUGGCUGGCAUUUGGUUGUAAACAUGUGUUUGAAAAUUACUACGGCCAAGGAGACUUAUGACACGGCUAAAUUGUCCUGUAGGAACCACAAUGCCCUUUUGGCUUCUCUUACAACCGAGAAGAAGAUAGACUUUGUCAUUAAGGAGCUGCAAAAAAUGCAAUCAUCGCAGAGCAUGACUAAGCUGACCUUGACCCCAUGGGUUGGCCUUCGGAAGAUCAAUGUGUCCUACUGGUGCUGGGAAGAUAUGUCCCCAUUCACAAAUAGUUCAAUACAGUGGAUGCCAUUUGAGCCCAGUGAUGCUGGAUUCUGUGGAAUCUUAUCAGAACCCAGUACUCGGGGCCUGAAGGCUGCAACCUGCAUCAACCCACUCAAUGGUAGUGUCUGUGAAAGGCAGGCGAACCAUAGCACCAAGCAGUGCCGGACGCCGUGUGCCUUGAGGACGGUGUGUGGAGAGUGCACCAGUGGUAGCUCCGAGUGCAUGUGGUGCAGCAACAUGAAGCAGUGUGUGGACUCCAAUGCCUAUGUGGCCUCCUUCCCUUAUGGCCAGUGUAUGGAGUGGUAUACCAUGAACAGCUGUCCCCCUGAAAAUUGUUCAGGCUACUGUACCUGUAGUCAUUGCUUGGAGCAACCAGGCUGCGGCUGGUGUACUGAUCCCAGCAAUACUGGCAAAGGGAAAUGCAUAGAGGGCUCCUAUAAAGGACCAGUGAAGAUGCCUUCUCAGGCCCCUAUAGGAAAUUUCUACCCACAGCCCCUUCUCAAUUCCAGCAUGUGUCUGGAGGACAGCAGAUACAACUGGUCUUUUAUUCAUUGUCCAGCUUGCCAGUGCAAUGGCCACAGCAAAUGCAUUAAUCAGAGUAUCUGUGAGAAGUGUGAGAACCUGACCACGGGCAAGCACUGUGAGACCUGCAUAUCUGGCUUCUAUGGUGAUCCCACCAAUGGGGGGAAAUGUCAGUUAUGUAAGUGCAAUGGUCAUGCAUCCCUGUGCAAUACCAACUCGGGCAAGUGCUUCUGCACCACCAAGGGCGUCAAGGGGGACGAGUGCCAGCUAUGUGAAGUAGAAAAUCGAUACCAGGGAAACCCUCUCAAAGGAACAUGUUACUAUACUCUUCUUAUUGACUAUCAGUUCACCUUUAGCCUGUCCCAGGAGGAUGACCGCUAUUACACAGCCAUCAAUUUUGUGGCUACACCUGAUGAACAAAACAGGGAUUUGGACAUGUUCAUCAAUGCCUCCAAAAACUUCAAUCUCAACAUCACCUGGGCCGCCAGUUUCUCAGCUGGAACCCAGGCUGGAGAAGAGAUGCCUGUUGUUUCGAAAACCAACAUUAAGGAGUACAAAGAUAGCUUCUCUAAUGAGAAGUUUGAUUUUCGCAACCACCAAAAUAUCACUUUCUUUGUUUAUGUCAGUAAUUUCACCUGGCCCAUCAAAAUUCAGAUUGCCUUCUCCCAGCACAGCAGUUUUAUGGACCUAGUACAGUUCUUCGUGACCUUUUUCAGUUGUUUCCUCUCUUUGCUCCUGGUGGCUGCUGUGGUUUGGAAGAUCAAACAGAGUUGUUGGGCCUCCAGGCGCAGAGAGCAACUUCUGCGGGAGAUGCAGCAGAUGGCCAGUCGUCCCUUUGCCUCUGUAAAUGUUGCCUUGGAAACAGAUGAAGAGCCUCCUGAUCUUAUUGGGGGGACUAUAAAGGCUGUUCCCAAACCCAUUGCCCUGGAGCCAUGUUUUUACUACAAAGCUGCUGUCCUCUCUGCGUUUGUGAGGCUCCCUCGAGGCCUUGGUGGAAUCCCUCCUCCUGGGCAGUCCGGUCUCGCAGUAGCCAGCGCCCUGGUGGACAUUUCUCAGCACCUGCCAAUGCUGUACAAAGAGAAGCUAGGAGCACUGAGAAACCGGAAGCAGCAGCCCCCUGCGCAGCCUGGGACCUGCAUUUGAUGCUGGGGCCAGGGAGUCUUUGUGAGUGAGCAAAUGGAGGCGAGUGGCGUGCUGGAGUCUGCAGGGAGGGAGCAGGCAGGAGACGCUGUGCUGAGUGGAGCAGGGCAAAAAACUGGAAACCCUCCGACUGGAAACAUCGACUCAUCUGCAUGUUCACAAGCUUUCUUUGACAGUUUCUCCCAUCUGUGCUCCAGCAUCUAACCUUUUAUUUUUGCAUAGGGAAUAAUUGAUUUACUUACAGGUCCAGGGAUGAUCCAAAUGUUGCUGGAGGAGGCCAGUGUGGAGCCAGUGAGAGAGCUAGGAAUGAUACUCAGGUUUACUUGUGGGAAACUGGUCUUGGGACUGUCUCAACUGUGCAAAAAAACAAAGAUGUAGUGUUUACAAGUAAACGUGUGUCAUCAGUCGUUCUGGAACAAGGUCUUUUCAAAACUAGUGAGAUGAAUGAACUUGUCAUCUGAAACGUGCUAUCUUUUUAAAAAGAUGUGCUAUUUAUUCUUGCACAUUUUAGGCAGAUAACUCUUCUAGGGAGCUUUUUUUCUAGUUGAGAACUAAUGUCACUUUUGAAUCAUAUUAAGCUGAGAUAGAAGGGGGCUAUUUUAAAUGUCAAGGUCAGCAGUGUUACUUAGAAUGUAAACUGGUGUGAUAGGUAGUUUUCUAUAGCAACUUGGUUAAUUUAGGUCUUAAUCCAUUUGAAAUUCCUCUCUCUUUCUCUCUUAACACACACACACACACACACACUAAGUGCCUAGACUUUAAAUAGAUCUAGCAAUUGGAAAGUUAGUAAGCUUAAGUUUUUACAUAAUUGCAUUCCUACAUUCUUACAGAAUUUAAAUAGUCCCAUUGGCAAUCUGCUUUUUUUCUAAAAUGUACUUUGCAGCCAGGAAAGAAUUCUCACCCCAAGCAACCUUUAUCCCAGCAGCAAGGACUGAGAGGAGAGCGGAAAUGACCUAACUGAAAGCUCCAGUUGUUACUGUUGACAUAAGGACACUAGGCGUGAUCCCCAUGUGUCCCUGCCCCCAGGUCACUCUCGGCCUGGCAUUUGCUUCAGCCUUUCUGGCCUCCUGCUGCCAGGGCACCACAGGAGAAGGGACUCACUCGUGGUACAUGUCUCCCUGAGCAGAAAAGAGCAUAACGGCACCUGUUAAAGAGCAACUCCGUUCCUGGAGCCUGCGCCGAGCUGCAGGCUGCGGUGGGAUCGCACUCCAGGGGAAGGACCUCUUUCCCCCAGCAGGGGCUGGACUCUUCACUCCUCCUCCCCAGGCCCAGGUGGUGGCCAUGGGGAAGGCAGUGAACACUAACAGGAUGAAAAGCACAUGGAAAAAAUGGAUGAGGGAAAACUACGCCAAAUGGAAAGUGACCAAAUGUAAGCGGGGUGGGGGCAGACCCGGCUUUUCUCCCAGGGCACUGCCUGGGCAUCGUGCUGUCCGCCCGUGGUGCUCUGUUCUCUGGCAUUAGGCAGCAGCCUCCCGAGACCUCUCCUGCUUCAGAGCCUGGGGAUGGGCCCCUACACAACAAUGCUCAAGUUUGUGAAUUUGGAUAAAUAAAUAGUCAAAAGAGCAAAAACUGCGGCAUUUCACCUUUAAAUGCAGUGCCUAGAGAGCGAGUAUUAUCUUUCCCAGUACCGACCUACUCCCCUGAAGAAUGGCCCGGGAAGAUGUUUUCAAAGAAGCUGAACCAUAAAAUACUGUCUGGUGCACAAAACACCUCUACUCUGAGACUUGCCUCUAAAAAGCUGUGUUUUCACAUCACUGUUAAAGAGCAGAUGGUUCUAGAAAAAACUCUGAACUCCCCACAUUGCUACUCCAGGUCACCGCACCCACAGGGAGCCUGCCGUGAAUGGCCCUUCACCUCUGUGACUGGCCAAGAGGGAGGCACUGCAGAGGAUCCUACCACAAGGGACAUCCUUGUUUCUUCUAAGGACCCCAUGUGCCCUUGGCCAGAGAAGUCCCUUCCCCCCCGUAGUCCCAUGCCUUGAAAGAACAUGCACCGGUCCCACAGCCACCUGGUUUUAUUUAUUUUUUUUUCCUAAAAGAUAAUGUUUUGUUUUAAAACGGAAGAAAAGAGCAAAUGAAGUGUAAUUCUGCUCCCACAGUGGAGAAGCAGCUGAACCCACUGUUUCUCCUUUGCAGCCCACAGCCAGCGGCUUCCUCCAGGCUCGGCCAGAGGAGGGGGUGGCAGGAGAAAGGCACUCGCUUAGAGCCAGUUACCAAGAGGACAUCACCUGGAACUUCAGAGAUGUCUGCGUGUCACAGGAGAGCCUGUACAUAAAUUAAAGUAGUCAUGACAACCUUGAUAUUGCACUUGUACAUAACUAUACAGUAGUCCAGAAUGUUCAGACAUUCAGAGUGUACAUAAAACAGAAAAAUAUCUAAAUGUAUUUUUAUUAAAUUUAUGGCAUCUGAGUUUCACCCAAUGUGUUUUUGUGCCAUAUACUGGAUAUCCAAGUUCAGAGAAGUCCUCUUGUUAGCCCUGAAGCACUGAUAACAAAGCCAGAGAGUGCACCCCCAUCGUGCUGAUGUGUUCAAUGUUCAAAUGCAUCUGGUACCAAUUGGAUAACCCUGAGAACCCGGGUCAUCUGUCAGUACACAGAUGAAAGCUGGCAGUGAGUUCAUUUAAACAGCAGUAUGUGAGGAGACUCAAAGGCAGUGCGAAUCUCUCUGUCGCUAUUGUUGGCUCUGCAAGUGCAUCGUGAAUCAGUCUGUCAGCCUCUGGGUGCUGUGGGUGGCCAGAACAAUUUAUCAAAUCAUCAUGAUAAAUGUUUCUCAAAGUCUUUAAGUUGAAAGAUUAUACCUGUAGAAUCAGAUUUUUCUGAAAAGGGGUUUUCCAGGCUGCAUUUUGUUGUGGUCUUGUCUAAAUUUUUAGUGAUCAUUUCCAAGGACUAUAGUUUACUGUACUGGAAACUGUAGGUGGGAGUAGGGUAGUUUGUUGAUACAUAGCUCCUGCUUCCCCAUGGAGAACCGCACACACCCUGACCUCCUGCCCUCUCCUACUCCCUUAUACACACAGCUUAGGGAGAAGUCUGUGCUUCUCUCUGAGGAUCGCCUCCAACAGGUGGGAGGAGGUGUGGAGAGAAGCAACUCCUACUUUCCCGGGCUAUCCCAGAGGGAAAGCAGCUCAGGAUCGAAGACUGGCAGCAAAAGGGAAACAUGGGAAUAUCUGUGUGAGGGCUGAGGUGCAAGAUGAGAGACACCAGAAAAUCUGGGGCAAAUGAAGAGACCAGAGCACUAUCAGAAAAAGACAUUUUACCUUCAGUGCAAGUCUUACUCCUUCAACUUCGGGAGUGCAUUUGGGUAGGGGUGGGAAUGAUUCAUGUCCUUGAGGGGGGUGCCCUUGUCAUGAACACCUCCGAUCCUUCUGUUUCAUUCAUCCAGUCAACGAAUAUUCACUAAGCACUUACUAACAACCUAAGCUAAUGCUAGGGCGAUGAAAAAGCAGCUCCAGAAUUACAACAGAAUCCAGUUCCCAAACCCAUCAUCCAGAUCUUUCCUUAGGGAUUCUGUGAGAAUUGGCCAUCCUGAGAACAGACCCAGGAAGACAGAAGGGCUGUCCUCGGCUGUGCACCAGCUCAGUCCGAAAUGUUUACCCAGUGUACCAAACUCGGCCUCAGAAGUCAUGGUGAUGGUUUGUAGAUAGCCAGGCCCGCCAGGAGACAUGUCCCUGAGUGGUUCAAACUAAUACACACCCUUGCCUGCAGGGAAACAAUCUGGAGAGCAGAUGAAAACUGGCGCCUUCUCUUUUAAAGGCAAUAAUGGAAGUGACUUCCAGUAACUGAAUUUGGGCACAAAACAUUCUGAACACUAGUGAAGCCUGUUUCAUUGAACUAAUUCUGGCUUUGAAAAUGUUUUGUUCUAUAGUUAUUUACAUUUUUGUUUGUUUGGAUUCAAGCUUAGUUUGUUAAUAUGUAUAAUUUAGCAUCUAUUGCACUCAUGUAAAUAUGGAGUAAGUAUUGUAAACUAUUUCAUUGCUGAGGGUUGUGGGUACUAUACAUACAUUUAAGGACUGCAAUUUUUUGGUAUUUUUUGUAUUGUAAAAUAACAGCUAAUUUAAGUGGGAACAAGAGAAUUAAGGGAGGUCUGCAUUUUAAACACAAAUGUGAAGAACUUGUAUAUAAACAAAAGUAAAUACUAUACUACAAACUCCUUCUGAAAUAAAAGUAGAUCUGGUAAAAA